UUUUAUUUAAAUAAUAUUAAAGUAGUGCCUUCCGAUAUCUUUAAUUUAUUAAUAGAAAUCGGAUUAGCACACUGGAUUAUGGAUGAUGGAUCUAAACAUGGUAAAGGUCUACAUCUUAAUGUAUAUGCUUUCUCUACUGAAGAUGUAAAUAGAUUAAUUAAUACACUUAAAAAUAAAUUUGGAUUAAAAUGUUCUAUUCAUCUCAAAGGAAAUAAACCAAGCCCGGGGGGCUCGCACCUUCGGGUCUGCACCUCCAGUGCAAGAAUUUAUAUUUGGGCUGAAUCUAUGGAUAAUUUAAGAUAUUUAGUAAAACCUUAUAUGUGUUCAUCUAUGUGCUACAAGAUUGAUUGAACUUUCCCUUUUGGGAAGAGUUUUAAGUUUUUAACUUAAAAUUCUUGAAAUAAUGAUCUAUUACC
This is a messenger RNA of Zychaea mexicana, 416 nucleotides long. RefSeq names its product homing endonuclease. Lineage: Eukaryota; Fungi; Mucoromycota; Mucoromycetes; Mucorales; Lichtheimiaceae. The transcript has a single exon. Gene Ontology annotation, molecular function: endonuclease activity. The record is from RefSeq and is a predicted model, not a curated record. The coding region runs from base 79 to 351 and encodes 90 amino acids.